AUGCCUCUUCCCCGCGACCUCCAAGGGCUAAAUAUUGUGGUCCUGAACUCAAUCAGCGAUGCCCGGUACGAUAACUCCUUUUACAACCUGGCUCCGGGUACGGAGACUGAGAUAAAGCCGGGAUCCUCCUGUGUCGUUUAUGCAAUCCCUUAUCCUAAACGGGAUGGUGAACAACUAGCUUGCAAGAAAAUGAAAUUCUCAGAAACAAGGCGGGGAUUUCUGACCCGGGUAGCCAAAACCGAGCUUGAGCUUCUGGACAACAUCGCAUCAUGGUAUAUUCCGUUCAUUAAAGCCGCCUUCUACGUUGAAGGCGGUCAGUCUCUCCAGCAAUCUUCACCUGGCCAGGAUAAGGAAGAUCCUGCCCUUUAUAUCAUCCUGGAACCUUGGGCUAAAUUGUCAUUGGAGGAUCUCGUCAAUGUGAUGCUGUAUGGCGAAGAUGCGAAGGCCAUCGCGCCUUGGGAUCCGCUUGGAAACCCCGAUAUAUGGCCCCAUUUCAUCGGGCACUGCCUCGGAUUUCUAACUACUUUAUGGAUAAUCGACCCCACAUAUCUGGAGUCAAUCAUAAACAUGGACUUUGAAGAGGCAUUUGUUCGCCUCCCAAGACUAGCUGUUGAUAAGUUUCAAAAGGUCAGGCAUAAGGACCUAAAACCAGAACACCUGAUGCUUAUGUGGAACGAGAAUGAGGGUCUCACACCUCUCAUCAUCGACUUCGGCAUUAGCAAAAUUCAUAGGGCUGGGGACCCUACAGAGCACGAAGGCAGCCAAAGAUACUUAGCACCGGAACAAAUACCUGGAAAUAGUCCUUCGGAAAAAUCGGACGUUUUUUCGAUGGCGUGCUGCUUCACUUUUAUUGAAGCAAUGCUUCACUCUGGCACAACUGGCGUUCGUCAGAUUUUCGAAGUUGCCCUUUCUGAAGAUAGACGCUUCCGAGACAAUAUUGAGCAUAUAAAUGGUAUUUUGAACGGAGACCCGACCGUACAACUAAGCCCGAGAAUGGAAAAGUUUCGACUUGAAUUGCGGGAGCUAGUGGAGUCUAAAAUGUUGGUAUAUAAUGUAGACGACCGAAGUAAUGCCGGUGAGGUUUUUGAAGCCUUUAUAGAGAUUCAUAAGAACUAUGAGAACGGAACUUGA
Molecule: messenger RNA, 1131 nt
Organism: Fusarium proliferatum ET1
Lineage: Eukaryota; Fungi; Ascomycota; Sordariomycetes; Hypocreales; Nectriaceae
Exons: 1
Coding region: 1-1131 (376 amino acids)
Biological process (GO): protein phosphorylation
Molecular function (GO): ATP binding; protein kinase activity
Source: RefSeq, a predicted model, not a curated record